CAUCAUACAUGCUGACAGCCAUAGGAAGCGAUGGGCAUGUGGUGAACUGCACCUCCUCAGUGAACAACUGCACCCUGGCUAAUCUGCAUUGUGGACAGACUUACACUUUAAACAUCAUAGCAAAAGGAGACAACUGCAGCAGCCCUGCGCACACUUCAACCUUCAGAUCAGUCCCUUGUGCGCCCACUGGUCUUUCCGUGGAUAUCAGCUGUGAGACAAACUCUGCCGUCUUGUCUUGGGAUGCCAGUGAGGGCGCCGUGGAGUAUUUUGGCUGCGCCCAACCUGUGAAUGGAGAGCCCCUUUACUGUGAUGGCCCCAACCCCCACUGCACAAUCGAAGGCCUGGAGUGUGGAGAAAUGUACAAUUUCUCUGUUGAAGCUUCUGACGGCGUCUGCAACAGCUCAUUUAGUUCACCUCUGCAGGAGGGAGCAGCUCCAUGUGCUCCGACUGAUCUGACGGUCCGAAUGCAGAGGAUCGGUCAGGCCCACUGGGCUAUGAUGUCGUGGGAGAAGGUGGAUUGUCCAGAUGUGGAGUACCUGGCAGAGAUAACCGGUCGACUCCAGGACGACCCACAAGCCAUGAUGGUGGUGUCAUCUUACUGGCUUCCCAGGGCAUACUUUGAGUUCCCCAUGCCUUGCAGCAUGGCUUACAACCUCACCGUCCGCUCCAAGAACUCAGCCGGGGUCAGCGAGCCAUCCAGUCCUUUUACUGGAGUCACAGUGCCCUGUGCUCCACAGAAUGUGAUAUUCACUGGAAACACAGAGUCUGCCAGGCUGUCCUGGGACUCAUCAGUGUUUGCAACAGAAUACAAAGUCUUCGAUGUGUCUGGAGCAGUUCCUGUGGAGCUCUGCAGCACACCUGAGCUCUUCUGCCAGGUCAACAACUUUGAUCCCUCCUACACCACUGUUGUAGCCAUCAAUGACGAAGGAGUGAGCAUCGCUAGCACUGACAUUACAGGUCCAGUAAACAGAAGAAGAAGAAGAGAUCUGAGGACAACUCAAGUCUACGGCCAUUUACAUAAUGGUCCUGAAAUCCCAGAAAAGCUGAAUGUCAAAGUAAGUGGAGUGUCUUUGGAUAUGACGUGGUCAAAAGUGAAGGAUGCAACAGAGUAUACAUUAAUAAUCGAGGAGGAACAGAACGAGCAGGAGCCGCCCAGAGUGAGAAGCGUAGAAGAGGAUUUUCACACCGAGACUGACCUCAAGCCCUGGACCACUUACAAUGUCAGACUUAGAUCCAAAAAUCCCAUUAGCCAAAGCGACUACAGCAGCCCAGUGAGAAUAACAACUGGUUCCUCCUAA
Molecule: messenger RNA, 1298 nt
Organism: Cheilinus undulatus (humphead wrasse)
Lineage: Eukaryota; Metazoa; Chordata; Actinopteri; Labriformes; Labridae
Product: fibronectin type III domain-containing protein 7-like
Exons: 6
Coding region: 9-1298 (429 amino acids)
Molecular function (GO): protein binding
Source: RefSeq, a predicted model, not a curated record